AUGUCAUUUGCAGGGACAAGGACGGAGAUCACAGACGCUCUCAUGCAAUUCUUGAAGAACCGAAACCAAUCUCGUACACGGGGCAUGGGAAGAGCGUGCCGCGAUCUUGGCAUCCAGGUCCGACCAGAGAAUAACGACAAUUUCAACGAGUACAAAGACCUCCUACCUGCUCUGUUAAUGUCUUUGAAAAAGCAUCUUCCGCGUACCACCACCUUGUCGCUUUCCCUUGAUGGACUUUCAAAGGCGGAGGUGUCCUCUCUUCACCGAAUGGUGAAGGAGAAUCCCAGCUGGGAUAUUGUCAGAGUCCUAAUCUCGGACUUACGCCCACCAACCUUAUCCACCUUACUCAGACAUUCCCUGCGCAAUGUGCAGGUCAUCGAUGUUAUGCCUCGCAUCGUUAGUCAUGGAGUUGCCUCAAUCAAGGAGGGUUGCCCACAAGUUCGGCACUUGCGUGUUAACUUCAAGGUACCUAUCAAUGACUUUUUGAGGCAUCUCAGAGGAGGCGCUCGGGUCAAGAUCAACCAGCUAGAUCAUCUCCAACAGCUGGUCGUACAAGAGAAGGGGCCGGCGGACACGUUCCCCGUCGGCGGGAUCCCCCAGGCGACGGAUAUUCCGUUCCGCCUGUCCCUCAUCGCCGACCAGCUGGUGGGGAUGUCUAACCUCCGACGACUAAGUAUUGAAUUUCACCGCAGGAUUAUGACCUGGAUCCUCCCGAUGUGGCGACUGAACCCCGGAGACCAACUGCGAACGGAUCUCGAUGAUGGGCUGAUGAGAGCGAUAAUGGCGAUGGCGACAAGACUCCCGCAGGUGGAGGAGAUAUGCUUGGUAGAGCACAACAACAACGACGCCACCAUGGUUCAUCGUGGUGUUCGCGACUCUAACGGUGAGAUGGCCGUCACGAUCGAGGCUCCCGGGGACGAGAACGACUGGUACAAUUAA
Molecule: messenger RNA, 939 nt
Organism: Fusarium musae
Lineage: Eukaryota; Fungi; Ascomycota; Sordariomycetes; Hypocreales; Nectriaceae
Exons: 2
Coding region: 1-939 (312 amino acids)
Source: RefSeq, a predicted model, not a curated record